Messenger RNA from Erythranthe guttata (spotted monkey flower), 1193 nucleotides. RefSeq names its product transcription factor DIVARICATA-like. The record is from RefSeq and is a predicted model, not a curated record. Gene Ontology annotation, molecular function: DNA binding. NCBI's taxonomy places the organism in Eukaryota, Viridiplantae, Streptophyta, Magnoliopsida, Lamiales, Phrymaceae.
CAAUCAUAUCAUACAUGAAUAAUUAAAGAUUGGUCAAUUUAAAGUUGACUCAUUAUCAUAAUUCAGUAUCAAUGUUGUGAAUUGUAUAUAUAACGAUAUUACCAAUUUACCACUACUUGCUCUUUAUGCAUAUUAAUAAAAUAUAAUUACAAGAUAAAAUGCUAAAUUACGUCAAAAGAAUCUGAAUCCGAUUAUAUUAACAUAUUAUAAUAAAUAUAUAAUUCGAAUAAUCUAUAGAAAACAACAAAGUAUCAGUUCUAUGUAACCAAAUCUAAUCUUGCUGAUUUUCGCAUUAACUAAAUCAAAAUUUACUAAUUAAUUAAUUAAUUACGAUUAUUUUGUUAAUUCAGUAGCAAAAAUUGCCUUGAACGGAUGACGUAAUCCAGAGCAAUUUAAAGUUUAAUCCAAAAGAAAAACUAUAAAAUCCACCAAAAUCGCAAAUGUGUGUAUGUUCAUGAUUCGAAACUCAGCAAAAUUGAAAUUAAAAAAAAAAAAAUUAAAAAUUAAAAAAAUUCGGAGAUGGUGAAUUCGAGGUGGACCUGGGAAGAAAACAAGCAAUUCGAAGACGGACUGGUGGAAUUCGCCGGCGAUUGCCCCAACCGGUGGGAGAGGAUCGCGGCCAGAAUCGCGACGAAGACGGCGGCGGAAGUCGAGCAGCACUUCGCCGUGUUGCUGGAUGACGUGGCGGCGAUUGAAUCGGGUGUGAUUGAGUUGCCGGAAUACGACGAGAGUGACGGAUUCCGAUCGCCGGAGUCUCGGAAAAGCCCUAACAGAUCGGAGAAGAAGCAGGUAGCGCCGCAGAGAAAGGUAGCUAGACCCUGGACCGAAGACGAACAUAGGUUAUUUUUAAUUGGAUUGGAGAAAUACGGAAAAGGGGAUUGGAAGAGCAUUUCGAGAUUUAUGGUCAAGAGUCGAACUGCGGCCCAAGUGGCGAGCCAUGCUCAAAAGUACUACGCGCGCCAAGAAAAAGAGGAGGAAAAUAAGAAAAGACGAAGCAUUUUCGAUAAUACAAUUGCAGAAACUAGUUCUUCCCUAGCUUCGAACUUGUGUCGUUGAUUCUCGAUUUUUUUCGACAUAGCUACAUUGAUGUAUACUUAAUCGGAUGUAGCAUAGAUGAAACCGUAAAUACGUAGCUCCUUCGUGAUAUUCGAUGCUAAUUAUCAGCAAUAUUAUCUCAUUUAUUCUAGAUCAAA